CAAUACAUGGAUUCUUCACUAGAGGGCUCUUUGUGGGGAAAAGUAAAUGAGGAAGUGAUGAUGUUAAAGCUGAAUGCAGUUUGUCUGCUGACACACUCACACAAGUCAGUUAUUCCUGUUAGACAGAUGUUGAUUUUUAAUAUUCACUCAUUUUUUUAUGUUUUCAAAGCUCUGAGAAAAGAAAAGAUGAGGUCUUUUGAAAUAAUCAUAAAUCACGUUUAUGAUAAGAAGUAAAAAUCUACAACAGCCAUGUUGUUGGCAGAAGCUGGAUGUUUGUUCAUGGGUUUCAUUCUGUGUCUCUCAGUUUCUGUUAAAGGUGUAAAUGGAGGAGAAACCAGGAUCUGUGCUCUCAAAUGUUCAUCAGUGGAUCUGCACUGCUCACAUCAAGCUGUUGCAGAGCUGCAGGUAAAGGUGAUUCCUGCCACAGAGGGACAGACAGUAACACUGAUGUGCAGCAGCAGCUGUCCUCUGACUGAAAAGCCUGCAGCCUACAUCUGGUACAAGAACAGAGAGUUUCUCUAUGAGGACUGGUCUCCCUGGUACCAAGAGCUGCUCAGCAGUGAGGAAGCAGUCACAUACUCCUGUGCUGUCAAAGGCUACGAGGAUCUCAGAGCCCCUGAAGUCUCUGUGGAUUCCAUCACACAGACCUGCUUCAGUGUGACCUAUGCUAAAGGGAGAAUGUGUUCUUCUCAGCAGACAUCAGUGGACGAGUCCUGCUCCAUCACAUAUCCCAGAGAAAUUCAUGUCCAGAGGACUCCUGCUGAACACAGAGGUCACAUCAGACUGACCUGUAACAGCAGCUGUUUUCUGACUGACCCUCUGAUUUCCUUUGUGUGGUAUGAGAACAGAAAGCCUACACUGAAGGAGGGAAAACAGAUUCAGGUUACCAGCUCUCAUCCAGACAGUUUGUCUUGUGCUGUUAAAGGUCUUGAGGAUGUGCGCUCUGCUGACGUCUGUGUUAAUGAUUCCUGCUGGAGUUUGAAUUAUGUCCACAGCAGAAUCUGUGCUCUGGAAGGAUCUUCAGUCAACAUCUCCAGUAAAUACUCACAUCCUGACUACGUGCAGAUACAGUCUAAAUGUUGGUAUAAAGUCAAGAGAGAAGCUGAACAGCUGACUGAGGAUGCAGAUCAUGUGGAGUAUGAUGACAGCAUGAAGAACCAACACAUCCUCAGAUUAAAGAAGCUGAAGAGAGAUGACUCAGCAGAAUACAGGUUCACCUUCACAACAGAAAAUGAAGAAGUGAAUCAGUCUGAUUUUCCUGGAGUUACUCUGAUUGUCACAGAGCUGAGAGUGAAGAUGAGUCCUUCUGCAGUGGUGACAGAGGGUCAGAGAGUCACACUGACCUGCAGUACCAGCUGUCCUCUGACUGACAACACAAACUACAUUUGGUACUUGAACAGUCGACCUCUGACCCCGAGAGAGAACCAGAACAAACAUCUGAUCCUAGACCCAGUCAGCAGGGAGGAUGCAGGAAGCUACUCCUGUGCUGUGAAAACCAACAAAGAUAUCAGCUCUGCUCCAAAGACUCUCACUGUCCAAAGUAUCACAGGAACAUGGACACCAGCAGCUGCAGGAGUUUCUGCAGCUCUGCUGCUUUUAAUACUUCUCACUGUCUGCUGGUGUGUUGGAAGAAAGAGGAAAUCUCACCAACCUUCAAGAAAUGAAAAUUUGGAUGAUUUGGAGUAUGACGACAUCGCAGCUCAUCGAGGAGAGCAGGACCUGAACUACCAAAGACUCCACGUCUACAAGAAUGAAUCAGAUUCUCUCUACUCCACGAUUCCUCCAUCUCAGCCCCAAGAACAACAUCACAUCCACUACAAUCCUGAAUCAAAGAGGACUUGCAGACAGUCUCCAAGAAGAACCUCAGACAACAAAGAGCAGAUGAACCCUGAAAGUAUCUCAGCUCAGUCAACAGAGCAGGAUGAUCAUCACUACAGCAGACUGCACUUCAGUGAGAAGCACACAGCUGAUCUCUACUCCACCAUCGAGCCACUGCCUGCUCACUAAAGAAGAGUUCGUUACCAUGGUGAUUUAAAGGAACAUUUUGCGGAGAGUUUGUGUCUGAAAUAACUUCAGUGUCACAGCAGAGACACCACAGCUGGUGUGUCUGUCAGUGGGUUUCACACUUUGUACUAAAACAGACAACACAGGAGAAUAACUAACAGAAAUAUAGAAAUACUUCAGCUUCACUUUAAAGAGGUCUAAUGAAAAUAGGAGACAUGCUAAUGAUAUUACUUUGUGAGCUUUGGUUUGUUUUACUUUCUGGGUGCUCUGCAGCUUUGACUGUAAAAUUAUUAACUCUGUUUCUGACACAACGUAAAACAUCAAAGUCAUCACGUCUGCAGGUUUAACUUCUGUCAAGUGUUGAUUUUUUAAACCUCAAAAUAACAACUAAACCACACGUCUCUGUUCUCACUGUGAACACUGACAGCAGCUUCUUACAUUACAUUAUAUGUAAUGUACAUUUAAUUGCAUUACAUUUAAUAAUUUCCUAUGU
Messenger RNA from Oreochromis niloticus (Nile tilapia), 2497 nucleotides. RefSeq lists its product as uncharacterized. Bases 250 to 2007 code for a protein of 585 amino acids. The transcript has 11 exons. The record is from RefSeq and is a predicted model, not a curated record. Lineage: Eukaryota; Metazoa; Chordata; Actinopteri; Cichliformes; Cichlidae.